Messenger RNA from Chroicocephalus ridibundus (black-headed gull), 405 nucleotides. Its product is annotated as atherin-like. The transcript has 2 exons. Lineage: Eukaryota; Metazoa; Chordata; Aves; Charadriiformes; Laridae. The coding region runs from base 1 to 405 and encodes 134 amino acids. The record is from RefSeq and is a predicted model, not a curated record.
AUGGCGGCCGGGCAGAGGCGGGGCCAGACACCCACCCGACCGGCACUACGUGUCCCAGCAAUCCCGGCGCUCCCCCGCGUUCAAAGGGCGGCGGGGGGUCGCGCGCAAAGCACGCCGGGAGUCGUAGUCCCCCGGUGCCCCGUAGGCGGCUCCGUCACGAGUGCCGGCGUGGAGCACGCCUCGCGUGGGCCGGGAGCCCGGCCGGGAAACAGGCUGAGAAACUCCUCCCCAUUUUUAAUGAGAGAAAGAAAAGAAGAGAUCUUGUUGGAAAAGCAGAGGGCUGCAGCUCCUCCUGCCAUCCCAAGGCAGAAGUGCAGGAAUCACGAAGGGCCGGUCUCCUCAGAGGCCGCCAUUACCGCCCCGCUCUGCCCCGCCCCACCCCUCCCACCGGGACGCGGGGCUUGA